This is a messenger RNA of Aedes aegypti (yellow fever mosquito), 1153 nucleotides long. RefSeq names its product survival motor neuron protein (gene Smn). The transcript has 2 exons. Lineage: Eukaryota; Metazoa; Arthropoda; Insecta; Diptera; Culicidae. Bases 138 to 995 code for a protein of 285 amino acids. The record is from RefSeq and is a predicted model, not a curated record.
UGCUUGAAAACUGUCAGUGCGCUAAAACAUUUAACAAAAGAGAAAAAAAAACUGAAAACGUUUUCCGUAAAUUUCAGUCAAUUUUUUCGCCAAAUCAUCAUUUUCCCUCAAUAAAUCACCAAUUAUUUCACCACAUUAUGAACGCCGCUUGUAGCAAGGCGUCCAACUCCAGCAGUUCGGAUGGCGAACAUUCGACAGACGACAUCUGGGACGAUACGCUCAUCAUUCGGAACUACGAUGAAUCUCUGGCCAUGGUCCGGGAGGAAGUGGCCAAGCGUCUGGCGAUGAAGACCAACAAAAAGAUGCUGACCAACAAACCGGCGGAAUUGGAUCAGCAACAACCCCAGGCGUCCACAUCUACCCAACAGAUCAAAUUGAAGACGGAGGAGGGCGAAUCAUCCGGGGUGGAAAACUCCUCGGCAGAGAAAGGAGCUUGUGAAUCGGGAAGCAAGCGGUCGUAUAACGUGGGAGAUUAUUGCCGGGCCACGUAUGACGAUGGAGUGGAUUAUGAGGCCAAAAUCUUGGCAGUCGACAAAUCGGGAGAUGCUCUGAUCCGCUAUGUUGGAUAUAACAACGAACAGACGGUGGCCAUCGAGGAUUUGGUUCCCUCGUGGGGACGAAAAGCGCGCCGCAAGCAACGAGAGGAUGCCGCCGAACUGGCAGCCGAAGAGGACACAAAUCGCAUGGAGAUGAGCGAUGACGAGGUGAAACUAACGGACAAAGCCAGCAAGAUCCGGAUCAACAUCGAUCCCAACUUCCGGAUGCCCAAAGCGGGUGGCGGUCCAUCGCGGGUAGCUUCCAAAGGAUUCCACGCCGGCAUGGGAGCGUCCUUCAUGGUUCCACCGCCACCACCGAUGCCUCCGAUGCUGGAAGACGACGACGAUUUGGAGUCGGAGAAUUUGUCCGCCAUGCUCAUGUCCUGGUACAUGAGCGGAUACUACACGGGACUGUACCACGGCCAGAAGAUGUCUCAGAAGCGAGCCCGACCGUCCUAGACUGGGUAUUUGGCGGUUGUUACUUAGCACUUAAGUUUUCCUUUCCGAAUCAUAUGACAGAUUUUGAGUUGAACUGAACUGAAUUUUCUUUUUUUCUUUAUUUUAAUAUAAAAUGUCCGUUUCGAAAAUAAAGUCAUUCUUUACAUUCGGUAAAUGAA